This is a messenger RNA of Poecile atricapillus (Black-capped chickadee), 1649 nucleotides long. Its product is annotated as potassium voltage-gated channel subfamily A member 1. Gene Ontology annotation, molecular function: delayed rectifier potassium channel activity; protein binding. The record is from RefSeq and is a predicted model, not a curated record. The coding region runs from base 174 to 1649 and encodes 491 amino acids. Gene Ontology annotation, cellular component: dendrite; membrane; paranode region of axon. Gene Ontology annotation, biological process: protein homooligomerization; potassium ion transmembrane transport. Lineage: Eukaryota; Metazoa; Chordata; Aves; Passeriformes; Paridae. The transcript is spliced from 2 exons.
AAAAGUGGACGGAUCGAGUUAAAGGCUAAAGGCGACAGCUGGGGAGGGGAGCCCCAGCCUGGGGGUGCAGUCCACAGACCUUCAGCCUCCCGGUUUGGGGGACAGGACCCCUCACCUUACCUGCCCUCUGCCCCUUCUCCCCUGCCCCUUGGUCCCCUUUCCUGUGUGCCACCAUGACCGUGAUGGCUGGAGAGAACAUGGACGAGACUUCUGCGCUACCUGGCCACCCCCAGGAUAGCUACCAGCCCGCCGCCCACGAUGACCACGAGUGCUGUGAGCGCGUGGUGAUAAACAUUGCGGGACUGCGCUUUGAGACACAGCUGAAGACUUUAGCCCAGUUCCCCAACACGCUGCUGGGCAACCCCAAGAAGCGCAUGCGCUACUUUGACCCCUUGCGCAAUGAGUACUUCUUUGACCGCAACCGGCCCAGCUUCGAUGCCAUCCUCUACUACUACCAGUCUGGGGGGCGGCUGCGCCGGCCGGUCAAUGUCCCCCUGGACAUGUUCUCUGAGGAGAUCAAAUUUUAUGAGCUGGGCGAGGAGGCCAUGGAGAAGUUCCGGGAAGAUGAAGGAUUCAUUAAAGAUGAGGAGAGACCCUUGCCGGAGGGGGAGUACCAGCGCCAAGUGUGGCUCCUCUUUGAGUACCCAGAGAGCUCUGGGCCGGCAAGGGUUAUUGCCAUAGUCUCUGUCAUGGUGAUCCUCAUCUCCAUCGUGAUCUUCUGCCUAGAGACAUUACCUGAACUGAAAGAAGACAAAGAGUACACAGUGCACCGCACUGACAACACUACCCAGGUCUACAAAUCCAACAUCUUCACAGAUCCCUUCUUUGUUGUGGAGACCCUGUGCAUCAUCUGGUUCUCCUUUGAGCUGGUGGUGCGCUUCUUUGCUUGCCCUAGCAAGACUGAUUUCUUCAAGAACAUAAUGAACUUCAUUGACAUUGUGGCCAUCAUCCCUUACUUCAUCACCCUGGGCACCGAGAUGGCCGAGCGGGAGGGGACUCAGAAAGGAGAGCAGGCCACCUCCUUGGCCAUCCUGAGAGUCAUCAGACUGGUAAGAGUCUUUCGAAUCUUCAAACUCUCCCGGCACUCUAAGGGCCUCCAGAUUUUGGGACAGACCCUCAAAGCAAGUAUGAGAGAGCUAGGUUUACUAAUCUUCUUCCUCUUCAUUGGGGUGAUUUUGUUCUCUAGUGCGGUAUAUUUUGCUGAGGCUGAAGAACCUGAGUCUCAUUUCACAAGUAUCCCUGAUGCUUUCUGGUGGGCGGUGGUAUCCAUGACCACUGUGGGCUAUGGUGACAUGUACCCUGUGACAAUUGGAGGCAAAAUCGUAGGCUCCUUGUGUGCCAUCGCUGGUGUGCUGACAAUUGCCCUGCCUGUACCUGUCAUUGUGUCCAACUUCAACUACUUCUACCACCGAGAAACAGAAGGGGAAGAACAGGCUCAGUUACUUCACGUUAGCUCCCCUAAUUUAGCAUCUGACAGUGAUCUCAGUCGCCGCAGCUCCUCCACAAUCAGCAAAUCUGAGUACAUGGAAAUCGAAGAGGAUAUGAAUAAUAGCAUAGACAAUUUUAGAGAGGCUAAUCUCAGAACUGGCAACUGCACUGUAGCCAACCAAAACUGCAUUAAUAAAAGCAAGCUGCUGACUGAUGUGUAA